Molecule: messenger RNA, 428 nt
Organism: Rhizophagus irregularis DAOM 181602=DAOM 197198
Lineage: Eukaryota; Fungi; Glomeromycota; Glomeromycetes; Glomerales; Glomeraceae
Source: RefSeq, a predicted model, not a curated record
UAGGCCAGGUUCUACAAAGAAAUGUGAAUGCUCAACGUAAUUUUGGACAAGUGCAAACGCUUAUUACACCUGAUGGUACAAGAACUGAGUUUAAUUGUAUAUAAAAAGUUUGACCAAAUAGAUUCAUAUUCUAUAUCUCAUUUACCAUUCUAUUCUGAUAGAGGAUCAAGCUCUCUUACCAAAGAUUAAUUACGAGCCACCUUCAAAGAAAUGGCUUUGAAUUUGUUUCAUUAUUUUUUCAUUUUUUAUCGUACCGAUAUUUUUUGCUUUGUAGGAAACAUGUAUGUUGGUAUCGCAACUAUUUUUGUUGUAACUUGUAUGGCAGUAUAUUUGCAUAAAAGAGAAUACUCAGAGACAAAUUGUAAUAUUGUAUGACGGGUUUAAACAUAAUAAAAGACAUAUUCAUUAUUGUUUAAAUUACAUCUUGC